UUCUCCAAUAAGAAAAUUCCCAGUUUUCCCAUUUUGACCAACUAUGUGUAUAGUCUAUAGUCUAUACCUAACAACGCCGUGCCGGCCCUCAAGUAGUCAUGCCAAACACCAAACCCUUUAUAACACCCGUAUACCCUGAAACCCGUAUCUAUUCUCAUUCAUCUCUGUAUAUAUAUACAAAAAAAAAAAAAAAAAAAGAAAAGAAAACCCACUUUUCUCUCCAUUAUGUACUGAAAACACGGUUGAUGAUUCCAUCCACCAUCUCCAGCAUCAUAAUUCUUCCAUUGACAAUGAUUCUACCUGUUCACUGAGAAAUUAAAGCAAUAAUUUCAUUCGUGUUUCUUUUCUUUCUUUUCUUUUCCUUUCCGUUUUUAACGAGUUAAUCAUAUCAUGUUUCUUGUAAUAUUGUUGGUAAUCAUUGUUGCGUUUUGCGUUCUACGCUUUGCGUCAAAAUCUUCUCUACUGUUCGUUGUGAAGAAAUGGGUGCGGGUUUUGGGAGACAAGUGCUAUGAGUUCCAGUUCUACAGGGUGCCACAGUUCAACCAGAAUAUGCAGGAAAAUCAAUUGUAUCGGAAAGUGUUUACUUACCUGAAUUCCUUGCCCGGCGUUGAGGAUUCCGAUUUCACGAACCUGUUUGCAGGCAACAAGUCGAACGAGAUCAAAAUCGUUCUCGAUUCGAGGCAGGUUGUAGCCGAUAAUUUUUUGGGCGCCAGAGUUAAUUGGACGAGCGAGGAGGAUGAGAAGACUGGUUUGAAGUGCCUGGUUAUGAAAAUUCGGAAGAACGAUAAGCGCCGGAUUCUCCGUUCCUACCUUCAGCAUAUUCUAUCUACCUUCGAUGAAAUCGAGCAGCGGAAGAAGGAAGUGAGGCUUUAUGUGAACGUUGAGAAGAAUCCGGAGAGCAGCGGGCGGUGGAGAUCGGUGCCGCUCACGCAUCCGGCGACGAUUGAUACGGUAGUGAUGGAUUCAGAUCUGAAGAACAAGGUGAAAUCCGAUUUAGAAUCGUUUCUCAAAUCCAAACAGUACUACCACCGUCUCGGCCGUCUCUGGAAGCGGAGUUACCUUCUCUACGGCCCCUCCGGUACAGGAAAAUCCACCUUCAUCGCCGCGAUGGCGAAGCUUCUCAGCUACGAUGUUUACGAUAUAGACUUGUCCAGAGUCUCCGACGAUUCCGAUCUCAAGAUGCUGCUAUUGCAAACGACGAGCAAGUCUCUGAUCGUGAUCGAAGAUCUAGACCGUUAUUUGGCCGCCGGAAAAUCAACCGGUCCGACCUUGCCGGGGAUUCUCAACUUCAUGGACGGAAUAUUCUCCUGCUGCGGCGAGGAGCGGGCCAUGGUAUUCACGAUGAACAGCAAGGAUCAAAUUGAUCCAACGGUUCUGAGGCCAGGAAGAGUCGACGUCCACAUACACUUCCCUUUGUGCGAUUUCAACGCUUUUAAGAGCUUGGCCAACAGCCAUCUAGGCCUAAAAGAUCAUAAGCUUUUCCCUCAAGUUGAAGAGAUAUUCCAAACCGGGGCGAGUUUGAGCCCGGCCGAGAUCGGGGAAAUCAUGAUCUCGAACCGGAGCUCCCCAAGCCGGGCCUUGAAAUCGGUUAUCUCCGCUCUACAGACCAACAGUGAAGACCGGGCCGCCACUAGGCACGCUCGGCGGUUGAGUCACAGCGGGUCGGCUCGAACCACGGAGGAGCCGAGCGAACCGGGCAUUUUCGGAAAAGAUGGCGUUAAAGAGAUUCGAAAAUUAUAUGGACUAUUGAGGCUAAGGAGCACUAGGAAAGAGUCCUUUGAAUUUGAUGCACCGGAGAAGGAAAAUUCUAGACACGAAAGUUGACAAUAUGGGACAGUUGUUUGAGCGUGUGUUACACAUUUGGGGCUCUAUAAUCAUUUGUUGAUUUAUUUUUAUAAGUUGUGUAGAAUAAUCAUGUAAGUAAAGUGGCCUGGUUACAUGUCUUUAUGGAACAUAUUUAUUAUUUGAUUCAUUGUUUAGAAAUUAUUUGGUAAUUAGUUAGGGAUAUGUAGUGAAUUGAGAGCUGAAUUAAGUUGCAAUUUGCAAA
Molecule: messenger RNA, 2047 nt
Organism: Ipomoea nil (Japanese morning glory)
Lineage: Eukaryota; Viridiplantae; Streptophyta; Magnoliopsida; Solanales; Convolvulaceae
Product: AAA-ATPase At2g46620-like
Exons: 1
Coding region: 391-1824 (477 amino acids)
Molecular function (GO): ATP binding; ATP hydrolysis activity
Source: RefSeq, a predicted model, not a curated record